This is a messenger RNA of Hemiscyllium ocellatum (epaulette shark), 5733 nucleotides long. RefSeq names its product protein phosphatase 1, regulatory subunit 9A (gene ppp1r9a). Gene Ontology annotation, biological process: calcium-mediated signaling; neuron projection development; actin filament organization. The record is from RefSeq and is a predicted model, not a curated record. The transcript has 18 exons. The coding region runs from base 359 to 4321 and encodes 1320 amino acids. NCBI's taxonomy places the organism in Eukaryota, Metazoa, Chordata, Chondrichthyes, Orectolobiformes, Hemiscylliidae. Gene Ontology annotation, cellular component: actin cytoskeleton; postsynaptic density; dendrite. Gene Ontology annotation, molecular function: actin filament binding.
AGCCGCUGCGGGAGUAACGGCUGCGUCGGCGCGAGCGAACGAGCUGCAGCUCGGCAUCCGGGGCCGGUUCUCACCUCGAUCCCUUCACUUGCCUCCCCCCCUCCCCUCCCCCACCCUUCCCUCACCCCUAUGGCCGACAUGUCCGCGGGCAGCGGUUGCUGUGCCUUAGGUUCAUGGGCACCUGUGCCGCUGCGCCUCCGGGCUUCUCUUCCCCCUGCUCCCGGUGUGACAGUGGCCGCGUGAGACACCACCCCCCCCCCUCCCCUCCCCAACUUGCAGCAUUUGUUUGGAAGGAGGAGGGGGGAAAUUGUAUUUUUUUUUCCAGACAUUAUCAUUCGAUUUGUGCCGAUUGUAAACCAUGAUGAAGACAGAGGCUUCAGGAGAGAGAUCGACCCUCCGCAGUGCCUCGCCGCACCGCAACGCUUACCGGACCGAAUUCCAGGCUCUCAAAAGCACCUUCAGUAAAGGCGCCGGCAACGCGGGGGCGGCGGCGGCGGCUGCGGUCCCCGGAGGCGAUGGGAAGGCGAGGGAAGGCUCCGAGAACCCGCUGCAAGCCCGGGGAAGAAAAUAUGGCUCCAAUGUUAACCGGAUCAAGAACAUGUUGUUUAUGCAGAUGGGCAUGGGGCCUGGCGAGGACAACGGGGCAACUGCCCGCAGCAAAGGGGCCCGAGGGGCUUCGUCGUCCCCGCACCGGAGGGUGCGAGCCCGGGAUGCGGCGGAGGUUGCAGCCGGCCCCCGGGUCAAGCCGGCCGAUCGGACAAGUCGCAUCGACGCCAGUCGCGACGGGCCAUCGACCUACUCCAAAUUUUCCGAGACCCGCAAACUGUUCGAGCAGAGCAGCCGCGAAUCGCUGACCCUUUCUCACCAGUGCUCCCCCAAAAGGGAGCAGAAGGGCUCCCAGGACCAACAGCUGGACGAGCUGCAGGCGAUCGAUGGGCCCCGCUCCCAUCGGGGUAGCACCGAGUCUCUGGACAGCACCAGCCCCAGGACAGAAUCCGUGUCUCCCACCGUCAGCCAGCUCAGUGCCGUCUUUGAAAGCACCGAGCAACAAAACCAGGGGGCGGGCGAAAGCGGGCUGCACGGUUCCUCGAAAAGCACUGAACGACUGAGCGAGGAGCAACCCCCAGACUCCAAAAUAUCUGUCACCCAAGGUCAAUACAAGAAUUAUUUUGUAAACCAGGAUCCUGGAGGUUUACCGAAGACGCGUGAAAAGCAGCCUAACAUUGCCAGCUAUGCGACAUUUCCAUCGGAGACGGUCAAAACAGACCUUCCUUGUAACCAGAACAGUGCAAUGGAUGAAAGGCAAGCUGAACCCGGAGCGCAUGUUGAUGUGGAUCAUCAUGAUCAUCGGCAGGAACACGGCUCCAUUGCACAGGAUAGUUAUAACUUAGGGAAACACGCAAACAUUGCUAUGGACGUGAAACAAAGCAGCGUUGCUUCUGAUUUUCCAAAUAGCGAUGCGGUUGCAGAUGGAUCAGGUAAGCGAGGUUCAAUAGCAAGCGAAAAUUCCUCAGAGGAGAGUACAACUGAACAUUCUGGGAUUGCAGUCACAAAUCGAUCAGUUGACAAAACCGGCGGGUUGGAAUAUCCCAGAAGCGAAUCUAAAAUUCAAACUCUGGAGGCUGAAGGCUGCAGUGUGGAGUCAGGAGAUGACACUGGUUGGGAGCACACUUACGAGGACUCAGAGGAGCAAGUGGAUAGCGAUGAAAAUAAUUAUGAGCCAAAUGUGGAAUGUACAGAAGUAAAAGGAUUAUCCGAUGAAGAUAAUAUUCCACCGAAAAGGAAAGUUAAGUUCAGCACAGCUCCUAUCAAGGUUUUCCAUACAUACUCUAACGAAGACUAUGAUAGGAGAAAUGAUGACGUGGAUCCAGUUGCUGCAUCUGCUGAAUAUGAACUGGAAAAACGAGUAGAGAGGCUUGAUCUUUUUCCUGUUGAACUUGAAAAAGAUGAAGAUGGUCUCGGCAUCAGUAUUAUAGGAAUGGGAGUUGGAGCAGAUGCAGGAUUAGAAAAACUAGGAAUUUUUGUCAAGACCGUUACAGAGGGAGGAGCAGCUCAAAGAGAUAGCAGGAUCCAGGUGAAUGAUCAGAUUGUGGAAGUGGAUGGAAUCAGUCUGGUGGGUGUUACUCAAAGUUUUGCUGCCACUGUUCUGAGAACAACUAAAGGCAGUGUUAGGUUCCUGAUUGGACGAGAGAAACCUGGCCAGAGCAGUGAAGUUGCUCAGCUGAUCAGCCAAACCCUGGAGCAGGAACGACAUCAACGAGAACUGCUGGAACAGCACUAUGCUCAGUAUGAUGCUGAUGAUGAUGAGACAGGAGAAUAUGCCACUGAUGAGGAGGAUGACGAAAUGGGCUCAGUUCUCACUGGUGGUGAAAUGGCGAUUGAAGUGUUUGACCUGCCUGAAACCGAUGAUAUGCUUUCUCCUACAGAGGUGGACGCCAACAAGAUUGCUCACAAAUUCAAAGAGUUACAGAUUAAGCAUUCUGUUACUGAAGCUGAAAUUCAGAAAUUGAAAACUAAGCUUCAAUUAGCAGAGAAUGAGAAGGUUCAAUGGGAAAUGGAGAAAACACAACUCCAGCAGAGCAUUGAAGAGAACAAAGAAAGAAUGUUGAAGUUGGAGAGCUACUGGAUUGAGGCACAGUCCCUGUGUCAUACAGUCAACGAACAUUUAAAAGAGACCCAAAGCCAAUACCAGGCCUUAGAGAAGAAAUAUAAUAAAGCCAAGAAACUAAUUAAAGAUUACCAGCAGAAGGAAAUAGAAUUUGUUAAGCAUCAAGAUGCUGAAAGAAAGAAAUUUGAAGAAGUUGAAAAACUACAUGCAGCAGAAGUUCAGAAACUUCAGAGUAGGAUUACAGAUCUGAAGGUUGAGCUUCAAAAAUUAACAAGAACAAAUGGGACUCAAAUGAACAACAACAAUAACAUCUUUGGAGUGGAGCAGGAAAAGAAAACAACACUCAUGGAUAUAAUAAGAGAACCUCCACUUAAAGCUGUUGAUAGCUUGAUAAGAGUGCAGGAGCACAACCUUGAUGGUUCAACUGAAGAAGUUGUUGAAACUUCAACUAUGAAGUUAGGUGACCCAGAUGAGGUUUUUGAUUUUAAUGAAGCAGUACCUGAAACACAGAUAUUAGAUAGCAAAGUACUAAAAGCUCGAGCACAUCUUUCGGGGAAAUCAAAGCGACAGCGACCCUCGAGGUCCAGAAUGCAUGACAGUGUCAGUUCAACUGAUGGUGAUGAUAGUCUUGAGCGGAAGCCUUUCGAUAGUUAUGGAAGUCCCACACACAUUUCCAGAUCCUCUCUGCCAGCAUCCUUGAGGACUUGUUCACCAGCAUCUGAUUCUGGAGCCUCAUCAUUAUCUCCAAUAGCCAGCAAUGCAGUCUUUUCAUUUGAUACUGCAGUUGAAAAUCAAGCUCUGGGAGAACAUAAUCAGCGAGUUUUGACAUCAUCAGAGCGACUUUCAGAAGAUUCUGUGGGAGGAACCACAACUUCAUUGUUAUCAAAUUCUUGUCACAGUGCUACAUUGUCUCUCUUGUAUCAUAUGGAUAAACAUGGCAAAAUGAGAAAAGCUGAAGAUGACAACAGAGGUAUUUCUUCAGCAAAAGUUAGUCCUCCUAUGAAUCAAAAAGAGAACACAAAACAAAGAUUUGUUGACUUUGGUGUUCAGUCACAAAAGAUAUGUAGUAAAGGGAAUAAACAAAAGGACAAGGAAAAGGAAUCCAAUAGACUCUCAUCAGGAAGCAGGAUCUCGAAGGAUACCUUGGAUAGCUUGACAAGUACCAUUUCAGUAGGAGAAACAUCUUCCUCUGUCUCACCAUGUGUACUUUUAUCCUGGUUUGGAGAGAGUGCUGGAGGAUACAAUUCUUCCAGUAAUAUGCCAUCCCCAAGCAGUUCAACAGAACCAUCUUCUGAGAGCCUCAGCCCAGAAAAACAGAGAUAUAAGAUCCUCGAUGAAGGACAAUCACCAAAACACAAUCAGUGGAAGACUCGUGCUGUUUUGGAUUGGAGCACCCACCAGGUUUCUCAUUGGCUUAUGGGACUGAACAUGGAACAAUAUAUUCCACAAUUUACUGCCAAAGGCAUUGAUGGAGAACAGUUGCUGCAAUUGGAUGGAAGCAAACUUAAGGCAUUAGGUAUUGUAUCUCAAGAUAGGGCCAUAAUUAAAAAGAAGCUAAAGGACCUAAAGUCAUCAGUUGAAAAAGCCCGUAAAGCACAACAGAAGUUAGAGAAACAAAGGGAAAAACGGAGAAAAAAAGAACAAGAGCAGCUUCUGAAAAAGAAUAAGAAAAGCAAAUCUUCAUUUCCAGCAGCAGAACCUGAUACUGAAUAAGACUGGUAGAAAGUCUGGGUUAUUGACAAAGACUUAAAAGGGUUUUAGUCUUAGCCCAGCAUGCAGUAUCCUGUGUGGCAGAGCCAUUGAUAUGUACAGAUUUUAAGAAAAAUGCACUUCAGAUCUCAAUUUUUCCACACUUCAGAGUUAGUGAUGUUUUGGUGGCGACGUAAAAGCACCAAAAAUCAGUGGCAUUUUUUGUACUACUGUUAAGUUUACCAUUCCACAACUGGCAACUAUGGAAGACUUUUGUGAUUCCCCUUGCUUUAGCAUUAAACUGAAUGAAGCCCAAAGGAAGCAUCUGCAGAUGUAUGACUGUCCAAACAGCUCGUCUGACAAGGUAUCAGCUAAAAAAGAGUUUGAAAGGAUCAUACAAAAUACAGCCAUCUUUCUGGAUUGGAAAUGAUUAGAUUUGGAAGUUAAGACCAUACAAAUAUAUCUAUUUUCAUGGAGUCUUUAAAAAAAAAUUGGGAUGUGGAUAAUUUUUGUCCCUUUUAAGUAUUUCUACAAGAAUAUUACUCAGUUUAAAUGAAAAUAAUGUUACUGUCAGUAUUUGUGUGCCUAUUUUUUAAGUCUUAAAAGAAGAAAAGGAACUUGGUCCUUUCAUAAACUGCUGCCUUUUUCCAGAACCUUCACCUUGGAGUUUAGUUCCCAAAUUUCUGCAUUAUAUGAAAUUACUGUAAAUGCAAAUGAUUUUCAAAUCAAAAUAUUUUAGUUGUUGCAAAUGAAAUGUUUUAACUGAAGAGGGCCUAGAAUAAGCAAUUUCCGAGACUUGCAUCUUGCACUGAAAUUUAAUGGACUUAAACUUAGCAGAAAGCUAUACCCACAGAAUACUUCUUGCGAUACCACUGUGUGAUGGACAAUAUAGCUGUGGAAUGGGUGAAUACCCAUUUUACUCCCAGUAAGAAAGCCUUUGCAAAGAUAUAAAGGAAAUUUUCACAAGUGGUAGAAUGUUUUUGUGCACUCCAUUGUUCUGCAUUGUAUUUAUAAGAUAAGUUUCAUUGAAAAUAGCUGAGGGUUUCAGUACUCCUUUUAAAGUCCCAUGUAGAUAACUGUUUAGUUGUGAUAACAAAGAUUUUCCAAAGUAGCAAUGUACAUGUACAUAACUUCAAGGAAAUUAUAAAGAUGGGCCAAGAUAUAACCAUUUAUAAUGUUUCAAAAUUGAGUAUUAUCUGGCUGACUAACAAAAUAUACAGACAUUUAAGUGAAAGGAGGGUGAUUAAUUAAAUAUGGCCAGGUUUUUUUUAAAAACUGAUCACUUUUGUUGGAGAAUUUCUACAGAGCAUCAUCUUUUUUAUUCCACUUACAAAUUGCAUAAAUCCAAUGUUAUGUGCCAAUUCAGCAAAAUCAGUAGGAAAAUAAUAUAUUAAGGCUGUGGUCUGAUUAUAAAUUAAGGAAAUAUGAUCUAUAUU